AUGGCCUUUUCAUCAGCCUCUUACAAUAGCCUUUUCCGACGAUGCGUGGUUUGUGGCCCGGAGUCGCCCUCAUGCCCUUCCUGUGACAGUGGCUUCCAAUGUGCACUCCUUCCGCCCACGUGCGACGAAUGCCAGAAAACUCAGUGUGUAGCCGCUGCCGCCGCUGCCACAACUACAAGCAGCUCCUCCAAGUCGUCAAGUUCUGGCCCAAACGUAGGAGCAAUCGCCGGCGGUGUGAUCGGAGGAAUAUUGGCUAUAGCAGCUGUGACAUACCUGGUCUGGAGAUUCUGUAUCAAGACAAAGAGACAACAAUAUGAACAAGAGGACUGGAUUGAGGAGCAAGAGGAGCAAACAGCAGCAGAGAAGGAGUUCACAAUGCGACGGGAUGCAAGGGCUUCAACUCACACAGUGGCUUCCAUUGCUUCCACCGUCCUGACCAGGGCUUCUAAUAUCAUUCAAAUCGCAUAUAUUCCAGGAGUUACGAACCGAUCUGCACCGUCAACGCCUGGCCUCUUAGUACCUCCCGUUCCUCCGAUUCCAAUUGCGUUAUCGUCAGCUUCCACUACACCACGAUACGAACAAGAGCAUUUUUUUAUGCCUGGUGACCUGCGGGACUCUACCUAUUCCGGUAUCAGUGAUCGGACUUCUUACGCAAGGAAUAGUGUUGCGUCCACUAUCUAUGGAAAGAAUGCUGUCGUUUCUCCGGUGCCAGCUCAGACAGUGAUCAGGGGCAAGGCCGCAGUCGUCAGUGUGAAAACCACUGGAGGUGGCACACCUGGAGAACUCACACCGCCAGUUCCCAGUGUCGACUAUGAUAAAUACGGAAUUGGCGGACCCCCGAGUCCUGCGUUCAGUGUUGGAUCAACCUUCCUGAAUAAUGCCAGCGCCGCAACGCAAGUCAGACCACAGGUUGUGCGAGUAGAAAGCGGCCCAAAGAAGACACCACAAAACUCAGCACCUGGAGACGACGUUUCUAUGCAUGAAAGUCUUCUUCCUCGAGAAUCACAUGCCAUCACUAUCAUUGACGAUACUCCCACGAUGGAGCAAGGGCCUUUCAAAGACCCGCCGGUUUCUCGGCAGAAAAGCAAUAGUUCCCUUAGUGCUGUGAUCGAAGAGGCAACGAAGAAGGCGAAGGCCAACGGCGUGGAGAGGAAGGGGUCUCCGUUUGGGGAUGAAAACGAAAUGAGAGAGUGA
Lachnellula hyalina is the source of this 1194-nucleotide messenger RNA. RefSeq names its product Protein OPY2 (gene OPY2). The transcript is spliced from 2 exons. The coding region runs from base 1 to 1194 and encodes 397 amino acids. The record is from RefSeq and is a predicted model, not a curated record. Lineage: Eukaryota; Fungi; Ascomycota; Leotiomycetes; Helotiales; Lachnaceae.